This is a messenger RNA of Nematostella vectensis (starlet sea anemone), 7263 nucleotides long. RefSeq lists its product as uncharacterized. Bases 869 to 5668 code for a protein of 1599 amino acids. Gene Ontology annotation, cellular component: membrane. Gene Ontology annotation, biological process: proteolysis. Gene Ontology annotation, molecular function: serine-type endopeptidase activity. The transcript is spliced from 21 exons. NCBI's taxonomy places the organism in Eukaryota, Metazoa, Cnidaria, Anthozoa, Actiniaria, Edwardsiidae. The record is from RefSeq and is a predicted model, not a curated record.
UAAAUUGGUUAAAUAUUUUUACAUAAAAUGGCGAAAAACGUUUUUGUCAAGGGUCUCGACAGACGGUAUACCAAUGAGUUUUUCAAAAUUCCCACGAGACUGCUUGGGUCUUGACUAUACGUGAUAAACCUGAAGCUGUGCUUCAAUGACAUACACAUAUUUAGUUAUCAGAGCAGUAACUGUCGAAAAAGGUUCACAAUAUCUUGUAUCUCGUAUCUCUUGUAUCUCUAGUACUAUUUACUUGAAACUGGAAAAUUGCCAGAAAGCAAAUUUGUUGCGGGCUAUCCUAUGAACCGUCGCCCCGAUCACAAUCACGAUCAACACUGGGUUCUCAAUAAUUUCAUUUCAAUUUCUCAACAUUUCAAAACAAAAAAUCAGGUGAAAUCACACAAUUGCAAUAUGGCGGCCGUUGCUGCGAAAAAGGGCGACCAAAUAAAAAGGGCAGGAGGGAGGGGAGGUAUAAAUCCCUAGUCAAGUUUUAAAUGAGAAAUAAGAUUACCUAAAUUUUCAACUGUUUUUAUAUAAAAGAUAACAACUUCAAAGUUAUCCGGAUUUUUUUCCGUUGCUUGGACCCGAAGCCAAACGAUGCUUUUAAAAUAGCUAAAAUAGUUCUUACCGGAUGUGUUCUGGUCUAGUGGGAUUUUACCAGACCAUAUCAAAUUAUCGGAAAAGUGCUCAUAAUGCAUAAUCCAUAAUGCAUAAGGGCAUGCACAACUAACAUUAACCAGCAUAUUUAGUAAUUCAAGACAGUCGCUCUUCGCUAAGCUGAAUGCACUCAGCCAGAAAAAGUGGAGCAUUUCUAUGAAAUAAUUAUAUUAUGUUAUCCUCGGCGAACGAGGGACGCUUUUAAACAAGCGAAAAUAACAAGAUGAUGUACCGAAGCUUUUUUGUUGUAGUUCUUCUUCUAGUCUGCUUUUCAGAUGCUUUUCAAUGGACGAAACAGCCCCUGGAAGUCGCGCAGACAGUGGGUAGUCGGCUCCUCUUGGAGUGGGAUUACUCGCUUACAACAGAUGAGGCGAUAAGUGCGCGAGCAUUUGCACUGCUGAUAUUUGAAAAGGAAAAGACGCCUGGGUCAAGACAGUGGACAGCUGUUGCAGCAAAGAAUGUGAAUAACGAUUCUGUUAGUGCUAUAGAUCCAAGAGCGUCUGUAUCCGUACGGGCCACCCUGGCCGUAAACCGGACAGAUAUGACAGACGACACAAAUUAUCGUUGCACCUUCUUGUCAACUUUCGCAACUCCAGAGAGUAAGGUCCUCGUGCACAUUAGAGCCGUUCCAAACCCAACACAAGUGAUUCCCCCUUCGCGAAUUCCACCCAGAUUUCCAUCAGCAUGCAACUUUGACUCUGAAAUGUGCGGUUGGCAAAGCAGCACGGGAAACAGCUUCUCUUGGACGCGACGGGGAGGGGGAACCCCCUCUUUGGGGACAGGGCCGAGUAAAGAUCACACAACGGGAUCAGGUCACUAUGUGUACACUGAAGCUUCAGGAAGUAGUUAUGGGGACCGGGCAACGCUCAGAGGGUUCUUUUAUGGCACAAGCUAUUCCACCAGGUGUCUUGGCUUCUGGUACAACAUGUACGGCAGUGGUAUGGGAAUACUCCUGGUGAAGAUCGAUGACGUCACCAGAUGGCGUCAGUCGGGAGAUCAAGACAACAGAUGGCUGUACCAAGAGGUUCAGUUCAAUAUCUUUGGAAACGGAACUUUUCAGGUCGAUUUUGAGGCAUUCCGAGGGCAUGACCAAUUUAGUGACAUCGCAAUAGAUGAUAUCACGUUUGCAGUUGGGAGUUGUUCAGGAGCAUCAACUACGCCACCAACAACACGAAUAACACAACCAACAACAUCACCAAGUUCUAAUAUUGUGAGACUUGUGAAUGGUCACUCUUCUAAUUCUGGACGUGUAGAGAUCUAUCACAAUGGGGUCUGGGGAACAGUAUGUGACGACAGUUGGGAUAUUAAUGACGCACGCGUUGUCUGCCGUCAGCUGGGGUAUCCCGGUGUUGUUGCAAGCCACAGCAGUGCGCAUUUUGGGCAGGGAAAUGGUACUAUUUGGAUGGAUGGAGUUGCCUGCAAUGGCACCGAGCGAUUUCUGUCAAGCUGUCGGUUCAAUGGCUGGGGAGUGCAUGAUUGUUAUCAUUUUGAGGAUGCCGGUGUUACAUGUACAUCACUUUAUACAUCGACGCCUACUCCACAUUCUUAUGAUCCAGGAGCAUCAACUACGCCACCAACAACACGAAUAACCCAACCAACAACAGCACCAAGUUCUAAUAUUGUGAGACUUGUGAAUGGUCACUCUUCUAAUUCUGGACGUGUAGAGAUCUAUCACGAUGGGGUCUGGGGAACAGUAUGUGACGACAGUUGGGAUAUUAAUGACGCACGCGUUGUCUGCCGUCAGCUGGGGUAUCCCGGUGUUGUUGCAAGCCACAGCAGUGCGCAUUUUGGGCAGGGAAAGGGUACUAUUUGGAUGGAUGGAGUUGCCUGCAAUGGCACCGAGCGAUUUCUGUCAAGCUGUCGGUUCAAUGGCUGGGGAGUGCAUAAUUGUUAUCAUUUUGAGGAUGCCGGUGUUACAUGUACAUCACUUAAUACACCGACGCCUACUCCAAAUUCUUAUGAUCCAGCGUGUGACUUUGAAAGAAGCACGUGUAUUUGGAGGAACGUCUAUGGAGAUGACUUUGACUGGACUCGACACAGGGGGACCACAGGCUCGUAUGGCACUGGACCCAGUGGAGACCAUACAACCGGAUCAGGUUAUUAUAUGUAUACGGAAACCUCACCAAGGAAUCCUAACGAUACUGCGAUACUUCGAGCAUCCCUUCGAAGUAAUACAACCCUUAAUCAAUGCCUUACCUUCUGGUAUCACAUGUAUGGCAGUGGCAUGGGUACGCUUCGAGUAAAGAUCAACGGGGUGACAAGAUGGCAGCGUUCGGGCAGUCAAGGAAAUUACUGGCGUUUUCAGGAGAUCCUGUACUCUGUGUUUGGAUAUUAUGACAUUGAGUUUCAAGGGAUCAGGGGCAACGACUUCACAAGCGAUAUAGCCAUAGACGACCUUAGAUCGUCAUGUACUCAAGUACCCCCAGAAAUAUCAUACAUUUCGCCUUCGGCAAAAGUACGAGAAGGUCAGCGGUUUGUCCUCAGAUGCCAGGUUAUUCUCAAGAACAGCUCAUCAGAGGUGUACUGGACAAGGAACGGCGAACGGCUGGACAAUGUUACACGAACAAAUGACAGUGUGAUAUACACCCAGAUCGCUGAACCAAGUAUGGCAGGAACAUAUGUCUGUGUUGCUUCAUCGAUAUACGGAGAAGACCGAAACAGCACGAUAUUAAUAAAUGUAUAUGCUCCAGUUAAAGUGAAUGUCCAUUUCAAUACCACCAGCCGGGACACAGCUGUGCACGGAGAGAGCGUGACGGUCACGUGCUCGUCCCAGGCUUACCCCGCUGCCAGAUGUAAAGUUAGUCACGUGUCCAGUGGUGUGUCUGGCUCGUCUGGUGAGCUGGUCAUUCCCUCGUACACCGAGAUGAAUCAAGGAAUGUACGAAUGCUUGUGUUCCAACAUUUACGGCUUCUUGUCUGGCUAUGGAAAACUUACGACUUACGUUCGUCCUCAUAACACCACAGCAACCCCAGCAUCCCUCAUGAUUAACGAAACCGACCCAAUCCUGUUGACAUGUAGGAGCACAGGGAACCCAAUCCCUGAAUUUAAAUGGACGAAGAAUGGCCGUGUGAUACACGUCGGUCACGUGAUAAAUAUAGCACGGAGCUUCAAAACAGAUGAAGGCGUUUACACAUGCGUUGCACAGAAUGGCCGAGGGUUCACUAAUAGUGUCUCUUUAACAGUCAGUAUCGUAUACUAUUCCCCAAGAAUCCAACAACCGCUGCAAAAUGACACAUUUGUUGAGGAUGUCUCAAGAAAUUUCAGAUUGUAUUGCAACGCCACCGGCAACCCGCGUCCAAUGAUAUCUUGGCGAAAGCGUGAAGAUCCUGGACGAGACUUUGUUAAUGGCCCUGAGCUUACCCUCAGGAUGUCACGAGAUUCUAAAGGAAAUUACACUUGCACAGCUACCAACGACAGAGGGAGUGUUACAUCGAUAGUAGGCGUGAUUGAUAUGAAAUUCAAACCAUACCGGACAACUUUGACAACCGGCAAGCCCAAUCCUGUUGCCCUUGGCAAUGCACGAGCCACCCUCUAUUGCUCAGCAACAGCUGAACCAGCUGUGCUUUGGUAUGAGAUUCUACAUAAAGGACGACAAGUUGCUAACAACACACGCGGAGAGCACGUUAUCGAGAAGGUCAAGAGAGUCCAUGGCGGUGAUUACACGUGUGUGCCGUACAACGCGAUUGGUAAAGGGGUUAACGUCACUACGGUCUUGACUGUAUUAGGUGAUGUCACUAUAUUUAACCCCCCAAUCAACAAAACAAUCAACGAAGAAGGCGAUGUUUCUUUUACAUGUAACGCAACUUCUACAUUGGUUGGAUCCUGGCCUUUAAAUACAAAAAUCACGUGGAAAAAUCUACCCAAUCACGGAAAGCAAAUAGGCUCAGGCCCAGUCCUGACUCUCAAGAAUGUCACUCAGCAACAGGGUGGGAAGUACGAGUGUGAGGCUGAGAACGGAGUAGGUCUUCCAGAUAGAGCGAGUGCAUACCUCACAGUUCACUACAAACCAAUAUCUACGCGUUUUGAGGCCUCAUACAACUUCAACAGCAAAGAUACUGUGGCGACCCUUAAAUGUUCUGCCCAAGCGCUACCAGAACCUCAGUACAGAAUUUAUAGGAACGGCACAUUACUCAGUGUCGGCAACGGCACACUUAUAGUCAGAAAUGGGUCCGACUAUCUUUACUUCAACUGUACUCCGUUCAACAGCCUUGGUGAUGGUCCAACGAAAACGCUAGUACUCUCCAUGGCUGUAUGCGGAAUAAAGGGACACCGCGUGCGUCCUUUGGCCAUGCCUAUGAUUAUGGGUGGGGCUAAUGCGGAGCAUGGGGAAUGGCCAUGGCAAGUCUCCAUGAAGCUGAAUUCCAGUUCUUUGCCACAUAUCUGCGGUGGAAACGUGAUCAGUCCUUGGUGGGUCCUCACUGCUGCGCACUGUGUGCAGGAUGAACGGGCCAGUAACAUCAAACUAACAAUGGGAGAAUGGCGUUUGUUCAAUGUGGACGGUACUGAGCAAGUGAUACCGGUAGAGCGAAUUAUAUCCCAUGCGAACUAUAGCUACAACACUUUAGACUAUGACUAUGCCUUGCUCAAGCUUACACGACCACUGAAUUUCACGCAAUAUGUUCAGCCAGUCUGUCUACCGGACAGUGACUUUCCAGCUGGCACAUUAUGUUACGUUACAGGGUGGGGCAGCACAAAAUAUAGGGGCAGCCCAUCCCCAAAUUACCUACAGGAAGUUGGGCUACCACUGGUUAACCAUUCUCAAUGUCUUGCUACUUAUUUGACGGCAAGUCGGAAAAUUACCCCGCGCAUGCGCUGUGCGGGUACUGAGGGUGUAGCGAAAGCUGUGUGUAGUGGAGAUAGCGGCGGGCCAUUGGUGUGCGAGAGGGGGGGUCGCUGGUUUCUUAUGGGGCUUUCGAGCUGGGGCUGGGCUUGUCCACAAGCGCGACCACAAGUAUUUUCUGAUGUAUUGGCCGCAAUGGACUGGAUUCGUGAAAAAACCCGGUAUUAUGGAAAACCGCUAUAAGUUAAGGAAAGACAGCAAUGUAGGAUUUAAAAUCGUGUGAAUUUUAGCCGUUAUUUUAAAGCUAACUUGCAGUUAAUAAUGUUGAUUUAAAAAGGAUUUACAAAGGUAAACUUGAGGUUCCAAUGUUGUUUUGACUUACACAGUUGUACCAAAAAAAGCUAACUAAAAAUCAAAAAGCUGGGCAUAAGAAAAAUUGUAAUUCUUUUUUUGUCAAUAAUAAGUCAGCUGUUAAGGAGACUGGAUUACUUUAUGUAAGACCCGACCAAAAAGCAGCGACAUUGUUAGGAAUCGCGUAGCUAGGUGUUGGAAGAUUUCUGCACAACAAUGCUAAGUAUGCAUUUUGUUAUCAAUACUAUAGACUCGGUUUCCAGCCGUGGUUUUACGUCGCGCGCUGAUUCUCCACUUACGGCUGGUUUCGUGGUGGUUUCGGUACUCUCGCUCUCCUCUCUCAUCCCACGUGGUGCUGUCAGUCCGCCCGCGAUCAUCUCCCAUCCCACGGGACCGCGGGCGCACCGAAACCACCACGGCUGGAAAGAGAGCCUAAAUGUAAACGGAGAUCAGGGUUGAUCAAAGUCGAUGAGAGUCCCAACUUCUAUGUCCGUUUCAUGUUCAAAUUCGACAUGACAGUUGUCGCCAUCUGAUCGUGUGAAUAAGAGUUAAUGAGGUAUUUCGACCAGCAGUUUUCAGAAAAAUUGGAAUUAAACGUGCAAUUCAAGGCUCAGUGAUGAAUCCUGAAGUCAAAUAAUUACUUUGAAAACAAUAAAAUAAAGUGAUCAUUCUCACCAACUCUCAAAGACCGUUUGAUCGCAACCCUGUGAGAGCUAGAAAGAGUGGAAGUCUUCUCAUAAACUCUUAAAUCCGUUUGAUCGAGGCUUAGCAAUACGUGUGCUUUUUGCACGUGUCGAGUCAGGAGAAACCAAGUCCUAUUUAGGAAUGACCAAGCACGCGUUCAAGACUAGAUUUAAGGUGAAUCGUGGGCAUUAACUUGCGUCGCAGUCAACCUUUUUUUGACGGAGCUUUUUUUCCCUCAUGACGGCCUCCGUUGUCUCUAAUUUUGGCAGAGUAUGUCAUUAAAAUAUUGAAGCUUUAAAAGAAACUAAAAUAUUCUAGAGAUCGUUUGUACAUUUCAAGCUAUAAGUGAAUUAUGGAAAAGAAACUAAGGCUUCUUAAUCCAUAAAAACAACGGUAGAUUUUUUUUUUCUUCAUUUUCUUGUUGUGUAGCCCAAUAGGUAAACUUUGUAGCGUAUCGUUUUGAACCUCAUCCGAUAGCUGUGUAACCAAACUUCAUGGUAUAUAUGGCCUUAAUCCUCAAGGCUAUAUAAUCAACGCAUUUGAUCGAGGAAUACGUUCCCGGGUUUUUUGCCUAUAGGGUUUUAUCCGGGUUACGUACCGGGCGUGUGAUUUUGAGGUUGUAUUUCCAUAAGAUUAUUGAUAUUUUUGAAUUGUGUAAUUGCACUUGCACUUAAGUAAUAUGUUCAGGUAUUAUAAUUUUUAAGUUAAGAAUAUUUUCUGCAUUGUAUUUAUAUACCACGUUUGAUUUCUAAUAAAAUGUGUAGUGGUACCAGUUCGCAGGCACCCAGCACGAGUCACACACA